This is a messenger RNA of Alternaria atra, 708 nucleotides long. RefSeq lists its product as uncharacterized. Lineage: Eukaryota; Fungi; Ascomycota; Dothideomycetes; Pleosporales; Pleosporaceae. Bases 1 to 708 code for a protein of 235 amino acids. The transcript is spliced from 2 exons. The record is from RefSeq and is a predicted model, not a curated record.
AUGCUCAACUUUGCCGUUCAGCUCCUCGCUGCUGCGAGUGUCGUCCUCGCUUCACCUGUCAACCUCCAAAGCCGUGCUGUCAUCAACCACGAUGCUGUAGUUGGCUUCCGCGAGACCGUUCCCUCCGGCAUCGUAGGGCAGCUCAUGCUCAAGUACAAACCCUACCUCAAGGUCGAGAACGGCUGCGUUCCUUUCCCUGCUGUCAACGCCGCAGGUGACACUGGCGGCGGCCUGGCCACUUCUGGUGACCCUUCAGGAUUGUGUAGUUCCAGCCCUGGACAGGUCUAUGCCCGCGCUGGCACCCACAAUGGUGCCUACGCCAUCAUGUACUCGUGGUACAUGCCCAAAGACAGCCCUAGCCCUGGUCUCGGCCACCGACACGACUGGGAAAACAUUGUCGUCUGGCUGUCAGCCCAAUCCGCCACCGCUACUCUCCGCGGCGUUGCCAUCUCUGCUCACGGCGACUACCAGAAGGUCACCAGGCCAAACCUCGACGGCACUCGUCCCUUGAUUGGCUACAGGUCCAUUUUCCCUGUUAACCACCAGCUUAUCUCUACGAGCACGAAGGGCGGAGAGCAGCCGGUGAUUGCGUGGGAUAGUAUGCCUGCGGCGGCGAAGAGGGCAAUUGAGAACACGGACUUUGUCGACGCGACUCCUUCUUUCCGGGACAGCAACUUUGAGUCGUACCUUGCUGAGGCUUUUAUUUAG